Messenger RNA from Macroventuria anomochaeta, 451 nucleotides. RefSeq lists its product as uncharacterized. The transcript has a single exon. The record is from RefSeq and is a predicted model, not a curated record. The coding region runs from base 239 to 412 and encodes 57 amino acids. Lineage: Eukaryota; Fungi; Ascomycota; Dothideomycetes; Pleosporales; Didymellaceae.
CUUCCUGGAAGUACGCUCUCACGCUUUCAAAAAGUUUAAUUGGCCACCCCGCGAUUGAUCUGGUUAGUCGUUACCCUUGUGUGGAGGUGCGGGUGAUUUAGCGUUGACUGAUGAGGCUCAGUCCAGAGGAGCAGCCGUGCUGGCUGCAUCUAGGCUUGCCAUUCAAAAAAAGGCAGAGACGCCAUGUUGGGCACGUACAUCUCCCUGAAGCCACUUUCAUACAUGCAUGAGUAUCCCGAUGGCGAGGCGAGUAUGUUGCGCUUCUAUGGGGAGUGUGGUGUCUGGUAUGCUCCUGAUGGCGCUCUGGGAAAACAGCGUGUCCGAGUCAGAAACCGGACACCUCGGGAGACCGCGUAUCGAUAAGAGGGGCUCCUCGGCGAUCGAAAACGUCUAUAACGCCUCGGUGUGGUAGUGCAUUUUGGAGACGACUAGGCGUGGUUAUGGUCGGUUU